GAAAAUACAAUGAAUGCCGGUGAGUAGGAACCUGGUUGGAGGGAGACAUAGCUUGGACAUAGCUGAGAUAUGAUGAAGAUCCAUAUCUCAAUAAUGCUACAGCACACUUUUUUAAAUGAGGUUGAGAUUCCCCAUGUUUCUUCAGCCAUUGUUAUAUAUAUGCUACCAUCUUAGUCAUAACACGAAGCCAAAUUGAAAUUGCUUGAUUGAUUGGUAAUUCAAUAGUUGGGCCUUUGUCUCCUCUAAUCAAAGAAGGAAGAUGGAUGCCUCUGCUUUGAACCCAAGAAUCUCUCACCAUGUUCGUUCAAACAGCUUGCCCUCAAAGCCACACCCACUCAUCAACCAAGUUGAUGAGCAAUUGGUCAGAUUAAGGGAUUCGGAAGCCACAUCUUCUUCAUCUUCAUCUCUAUGCCAUAGACUCGGUGCCCUUCAAGAUUUGCACGACUGCAUCGAUAAGUUGCUUCUUUUGCCUCUCUCCCAACAAGCUCUUAUCCAAUUGAGUGAUAAGGAACUGCUAGAUGACUUACUAGAAGGAUCUCUCAGGCUUUUAGAUUCGUGUGACAUAGCAAUGAAUGCCCUGUUGCAAACCAGAGAAUGCACAAAUGAAUUAGAGUCCUUUUUACGUCGAAGAAGAGGUGAAAUUGGUACUGCUAGUUCACUUCAGGAAUGUUUAAGUUCCAGGAAGAUGAUAAAGAAAGCAAUCCACAAAGCCUUGAAGGGAAUGGAAAGCAAGCAAUCCCACAAAGAUCAUGGAAGUUUGACUAUUGUCAACUUGGUAAAAGAGGUUGAAGCAGUGACAUACCACAGCAUAGAAUCUUUGCUGUCCUUUAUAGCAGGACCAAAGAUGCCAUCAAAAUGGAGCUGCUGGUCUUCAGUUUCCAAGUUUGUGCAACCGAAAAGAGUAGCCUGCAUAAGCGAAGAAACAAACAUAAGUGUAGUAGAAAGAUUGGAUUUGACAUUAAGUUCAAUUACCAACCACCAUACUAACAAAUCAAAAUCCCUUAUUCAAGUUGAAGACAUGCAGAACUCGCUGAGGGAAUGUGGGACAAGCAUUAAGGAAGUUGAAGAAGAACUUGAAAAUCUUUACAGGUUCAUCAUCAAAACUAGAGUGUCCCUUCUCAAUAUCUUUAACCACUAAAUGUGAAACCUUUGAAGGUGUCAUCUGCCCCUGCCAUGGUCACAAAUUUUGAGUGUUGAACAAAAUUAUGUAGAACACCCCAUAACGGAGUGUGCUCAUGCUUGUAUAAAUAUACAUAAAUAUGCAUA
Molecule: messenger RNA, 1266 nt
Organism: Momordica charantia (bitter melon)
Lineage: Eukaryota; Viridiplantae; Streptophyta; Magnoliopsida; Cucurbitales; Cucurbitaceae
Biological process (GO): shoot system development; root development
Source: RefSeq, a predicted model, not a curated record